CCUCCGCUUUGCAGAAUCCAAUAUGGCGGGAUCCAGGCACAGGGGUCCUCAGAGCAGAGCUCAGCUGCUUUUCGGCGCCUUGCUGCUGUCCUUUAGUCAAUUCGUCGGGGGUGACGGCGUGGGAGGAGACCCUGCGUCCGCCGGUGCCGCGGGCACCCCAGCCACGCUGCCACAUCGCCGUUUCGAAUACAAAUACAGCUUCAAGGGGCCGCACCUGGUGCAGAGCGACGGGACCGUGCCUUUCUGGGCCCACGCGGGGAAUGCUAUUCCAAGUUCAGAUCAAAUUCGAAUAGCACCAUCUUUAAAAAGCCAAAGAGGGUCAGUGUGGACAAAGACAAAAGCAGCCUUUGAGAACUGGGAAAUUGAAGUGACAUUUCGAGUGACUGGAAGAGGUCGAAUUGGAGCUGAUGGCCUGGCGGUUUGGUAUACAGAAAGCCAAGGUUUGGAUGGUCCCGUGUUUGGAUCAGCUGAUAUGUGGAAUGGUGUUGGAAUAUUCUUCGAUUCUUUUGACAACGAUGGGAAGAAAAAUAAUCCUGCUAUAGUAAUUGUAGGCAACAAUGGACAAAUUAAUUAUGACCAUCAAAAUGACGGUGCUAACCAGGCUUUGGCGAGUUGCCAGAGGGACUUUCGUAAUAAACCCUACCCUGUCCGGGCAAAGAUCACAUAUUACCAGAAAACACUGACGGUGAUGAUCAAUAACGGCUUCACACCAGACAAAAACGACUACGAAUUUUGUGCCAAAGUGGAGAACAUGGUUGUCCCCGCACAAGGGCACUUUGGAGUAUCCGCUGCAACUGGAGGUCUCGCAGAUGACCACGAUGUCCUUUCUUUUCUGACUUUCCAGCUGACUGAGCCGGGGAAAGAGCCGCCUACACCAGAUAAAGAAAUUUCAGAAAAAGAAAAAGAAAAAUAUCAGGAGGAAUUCGAGCACUUUCAACAAGAACUGGAUAAAAAAAAAGAGGAAUUUCAGAAGGACCACCCUGACCUUCAAGGGCAACCCACGGAUGAAAUAUUUGAGAGUGUAGGAGAUCGUGAACUGAUACAAAUCUUUGAAGGACAGAAUCGUAUUCAUCUUGAAAUCAAGCAGCUGAACCGCCAGUUGGACAUGAUUCUCGAUGAGCAGAGAAAAUACGUGUCUUCCUUGACGGAGGAGAUCUCCAAAAGAGGAGCCGGAAUCCCGGGGCAGCAUGGACAGGUCUCCCGGCAGGAGCUGGACACUGUUGCGAACACUCAGCAUGAGAUCCUGAGACAAGUCAAUGAAAUGAAGAACUCCAUGAGCGAAACUGUCCGGCUGGUGAGCGGCAUGCAGCACCCUGGGUCUGCAGGGGGCGUCUACGAGACCACCCAGCACUUCAACGACAUCAAGGAGCACCUGCACCUGGUGAAGCGGGAGGUGGAGAACCUGGUGCAGCGGAACGCGCCGGCAAACGAAAGACCCAAGUGCCCAGACCUGCCGCCGUUUCCGUCCUGCCUGUCCACGGUCCACUUCGUCGUGUUCGUGGUGGUGCAGACGGUGCUGUUCAUCGGGUACAUCAUGUACAGAACUCAGCAAGAAGCAGCUGCCAAAAAAUUCUUUUGACCACCAUUUUCAUAUGUGUACAUCAUGUAUGUAUGUACAAAAUGUCUUUUUGAGGGAUUGUAAGUAUUUAAAUUGCUUCAUAGGCUAAAUUAUUCAGUUUUGUAUAAAAUAACUUUGAACAUUGAUUUGCAGUAAGAGACCUUAAAACAACCACGUGUAAAUUUGUUCAUAGUACAUAAAAUCUAUUUAAAUUUCAGUGAAUUUCUGGCCAGUAGAAUACAGCCACUGAUCUUCAAUAUUCUUAUUGCUAAUAAGAGGGUAAAUAAUAGAAAAUGGGGGAAACCCCAAAUAUGAGAGUUAGCCCCUAAGUUUUGGAUGUUGGAGGUUUCUGUAUUUCAUAAAACACAUUAGCCCUCCUGCCCCCCAAAACAGGAGGUCAGACUAAGAGCUCCGCAUCAUGACUAGUUGGUAACCCCAGUCUUUUUUAAGAGGUCAGAAUUCCGUGCUCAGAGACCCAACCCCUCGGUCCUGCAAUCUGAUACCGUUCCCUUCGAAAUCAAGGACUGUUUUGUCUGAGCGUGUUAGGAUCUGGAUAACGGGCUUCAGAAUGUUUAUUGAAGUAUUUUUCCCUCUGAUUAUCAAUGAAAUUUUGGGGGGACAUUAAGAAUUGCUCUUUGCCAAAAAGAAAAAAGAGAAAAAUGUGGUGAACACAUCCCUCUGACGAUCGCCGCUGUGGGUGCUCUGCCUGGUGACGUGUUCACUCUGUGAUCGCUCAGGCUCGAAUGUCUUCGUUCUGACGUGUCGGUUCAACAUUACGGAAAUAACGUUUGCACCUGUAUUUGUGAUGAAGGAACUUCUACCCCGUUGUGCAGCUUCUGAGUUCAGCUCAGAGUGCGUGCGCAGGGGACGUUUCGGUUCACAAGCCCCCGCUGCCCUGCCCCGCGUCACUCGGCGUCCGCGGCUCCGCGCUCCUGCGCACCAGGGAGGCUGGCCUUGCCUGGGGGCGGUGUGCUACCAUGUCUGGAGGCAAAAUUUGGAAAAUGGAGUUAAUACUUCUGCCUUUUUUCCCCCUUUUAACGCCAGAACUGAGGAUACUGUAUGGCACUUGUCAAAAAACUUAAGCUGGAAGUGCCAGGCUGGAAGGGGUUGGUAACGUCUCUGUACAGAGGUGCAGCUAUUACAGAAACGGUCUGUCAGCGACAUUGUCAAGUGCGCUUCCUCUUGUCUUCACAGCUGAUGCUCUUACUUUUGCUGCCUCCACUCACCUCCCUUAGUUCCCUAAAAGAGAUAGAUGUCUUCCUUUGUUGUAGAAUCCAGAGUAAUACUGCUUUGUAAAAUAGUGUUACUGAAUCCUUCCAAGCCGUCAUGAGUCUGUGCUGAGAUGUCACUCACAGGCCGGGCGGACGGCCCGGAGUCCGCACAGAGACUUGGAAGCACACUCCGGCAUGGCAGCACCUGCCCUGUCUGUGUCGGCCCUUGUCACGGGGGCCGGCCAAGGGCCCUCUAACCGCCACCACCAACUCCCCCCGUCGGGCACUUCAGCGUGCCUCGCCGGUGUUCUCCUGGCAGCGUUAGCAUUUCCAAGUUCAGGUUUCAGAGACAUCGUCGUCUCACAGAACUUACUCCUCCUGGAAAAAAAAAAGAAUGCCUUCAGAAGAGUUUCAGUUGUAGGCUGUGAACUUGGGAAGUCCUUGAGAUGAAAGACUUCCAGGUGUUCAGUGUUAAAAAGUCCCCAGUCACAGGAGCCUGAACCCCUCGGAGGACCCAGACCCACGCAGCCCGUGGUCCGGGCUGAAGCCCCGGCGGCGGCAGCAACCCGACCGCACCCUGGGGACGCAGACCCUGUCGUGGGAGAGCGAGCGCUGACUCUUCCCUCCCUGGCAACGCCCUUUGCAGAAAACCACUCGGCAGAGUCGGUCACACCGCUGUUUAUUGUGUUGUUUGACAUUUGUUUUCCUUUCCUCAAAACAAUGGACUUUAAUUCAUUUCUGAAGAAAAAUGUUUGCUCUCUGGAAAAAUCAGUCACUGCCAGAUUCUUUCAUUUCUGUACUGUUUUGUAUAAUUGAAUUUGUUAACUUCUCUCACACCAGCAAGUAUUUUUACAGGUGCCUUCAAUUAAAACAAAAAUGAUUUAAAAUUUUAGUGUAAGUCAUACGUAUAAUGCCACUUUUAAGCAGAAACGCUAGUACGUAAUGCCCAAUACCCAUUUAAUGUAUCUAUUGUGUUCCAAUUGUUUGGAUGUUUUACUCGGCUUGCGGCUUUACUAUGAAGCUGCAAACAAGACACAGUUUUUGUUGUGUGUUAAAGGAAAUCUGUUUCUCACAGUGUGGUCCGUCCGGGUCACGGGGUGCUGGCUAAGAACACAUGCUCGGGCCCCGUCCCAGACCGCCUGAACCAGCCCUCGGGGCGGCCUCAGAAGUGGGUGCGGCAGGCCCCCCGGGUGGCUCUGAGCGCACCGGUGUCUGAGAGCCACUGGGAAGGGCAGCGGGGAAACGAGCGUGGUUCGCUGGCCUCGCUGGCCGGCAGCUGAGCCGGGAGCAGAGCCCUUCCUCCGACCGCCGUGACGGCAGCCCACGCGCACUGACUCCUCCUGCUUGCCGUCUACUCAGUGAUCCUUCCACCAGGGCUGGCGGCGCCGCACACCAAGCCCGACCGCUGCCUGUGGCUCUUUGUGCUGUGGUGAAUGGCUUUUCCACUGACAAAAUCAUUUCCAGAUCUCACGUUCACGCCGUGGAAAACUCCCGUCUUCCCGUCUGCCUGCUGAAGCUUCUCGCUCUCCUGAUUGGGCUUUUUCAACAUUUUAUCUAGGACCAUUGUACUUUUUGAUAACUUGGGGGGAACAAAACUUACUUGAAUCAGGGGUUGCCAGACCCGCUGCAUCGCGGAGGCGCGGGGUCUUUGUCAAGAACCUGAUCACGGUCGUGAGCGCUCAGAUGUGAUUGUCUUAGAUUUCCCGCCCGGGUGCUCCUCGCGGGGCGAUGGUGAACAGGUGAUUAUACUGGGAUCUUUUUACUCACACGAUCUAAUGUGAAAUCGCCACUUGCAACUUUUUAGAUCUGUAUGUUGCCUUUUUAAUAUAUUUCUUUGAAAGUUUUAAAGAGUUUUCUAUCCCCUGUUAAUUUCAAUUGGGUAACAUUUUGUCAAGUGUUUUUUUUUUUUUCCUUUCGGAUUGUUAUUUGAUGCUAGCUGGAAUUCCAGAAAUGACAUUGACCUUAUUCAAAUAAAGAAAUAUUUUAGUAAA
This is a messenger RNA of Phyllostomus hastatus (greater spear-nosed bat), 4760 nucleotides long. It is a transcript of the gene LMAN1, whose product is annotated as lectin, mannose binding 1. The record is from RefSeq and is a predicted model, not a curated record. Bases 23 to 1579 code for a protein of 518 amino acids. Gene Ontology annotation, biological process: Golgi organization; endoplasmic reticulum to Golgi vesicle-mediated transport; endoplasmic reticulum organization. Gene Ontology annotation, cellular component: Golgi membrane; endoplasmic reticulum membrane; endoplasmic reticulum-Golgi intermediate compartment. Gene Ontology annotation, molecular function: D-mannose binding. The transcript is spliced from 13 exons. Lineage: Eukaryota; Metazoa; Chordata; Mammalia; Chiroptera; Phyllostomidae.